Nerophis lumbriciformis (worm pipefish) is the source of this 1110-nucleotide messenger RNA. Lineage: Eukaryota; Metazoa; Chordata; Actinopteri; Syngnathiformes; Syngnathidae. The record is from RefSeq and is a predicted model, not a curated record.
AUGCUCGUCCGGGGGCUUUGGAUAUGCACGCCCCGCUUUGGAAAACGGGGGAUUCGCCUCUUGCGGAUGAUUUGCGCGUUGACCGGCGCCGUCGCCGUUUUCUCGCUGCUCUUCGUGGACGUCGUCGAGUCGUGGAUCACGUCCAUCGGCAUGAGCAUGAGCCCCGUUCCGGAGCCGCACUCGGGCCUCUUCCCCCAGCAAAGCGCCCCUCCCAUCAAACCCGAGGAUUUCCUACUCAUGCCAAGUUCGUUAGUGUGCCAAAGAGCCAAACCCUACCUCAUCACCAUGGUCACCUCGGCUCCAGCCCACCACAAGGCACGUCAGGCAAUCCGGUCUACCUGGGGUGGGGAAACUGUCGUGAGGGGUCUGAAGGUUCUGACCCUCUUCAUGCUGGGGGUGCCAUCUGAUCACGCACUGUCCAGGCUUCUCAUUGAAGAAGCUAAGGAAAAAGGAGAUCUGGUCCAGGGGCGCUUCUUGGACACCUACUCCAACCUGACCCUCAAAACUUUAGCCCUUCAGAGGUGGGUUAAUCGCUUCUGCCCGCAGGCUCACUUUCUUGCCAAAGUGGAUGACGACAUCAUGUUCAACCCAAGCGCACUCCUGACCCUGCUCAACAAGAGCCACACCUACGAACAGUCAGACUUGUACCUUGGUAGGGUGCAUCUCCACGUGGCUCCGAACCGGGACCCUGACAGUAAGCACUACGUCCCCACCUCGGUCUACAAAUCCUCCGUCUUUCCAGAUUAUUGCAGUGGAACUGCCUAUGUUCUGUCACGCCACGCCUUACUGAAAAUAUCCUCAGUUGCUUCUGUUUCACCUCUGGCCAGGGCCCAACCACCUGAAGACAUUUUUGUGGGGGUUUGCGCCCAUGCAGCCGGCAUAAAACCCACACACUCCCCACUGUUUUCCGGUGGCCCAUCUGUGCCGUACGGGCGCUGUUGUUAUCAAGCCAUGGUGUCAGUUCAUCACAUCGCACCCGCAGAGAUGCUAGAUUACUGGUCUGACAGCCAGUCAUCGGGACAGUGCAUCUGGUUGAGCAUGAAAGUCUCGCUCUGUAUGUGCAAAGUCGGGGCCUUACUUAGCACAGCUUUUGGUUUGGGGAAGGAGUGA